Aedes aegypti (yellow fever mosquito) is the source of this 758-nucleotide messenger RNA. RefSeq names its product prisilkin-39. The record is from RefSeq and is a predicted model, not a curated record. The coding region runs from base 89 to 658 and encodes 189 amino acids. The transcript is spliced from 2 exons. Lineage: Eukaryota; Metazoa; Arthropoda; Insecta; Diptera; Culicidae.
UUGACGUUAGUAAAUCAGUAGUGUUGCAAUCCAGCAAUAGACACAGUUCCCAAGAGCAACAGCAGAUCCAAAGAAUCUUCUAGUGAAAAUGAAGUUUGUCGUGGUUGUGAUUUGUGCGGUUGUGGGAGUGGCUCUUGGCGAAUCCGCCGACGAUCAGCAGGCUGAUGUGGUUAAUGGUCAGAAUCAACCUCAGGCGCAAGACAGGCUAUUCGAAUUGAGCCGAAAAUCAAGGCAGCUAUUCGGUACGGCAUAUCCAUAUAGCGGUGGACUAACGCAGGGAGCUUAUCCUUACCCAGUUGGCACUGGUAUAUCGGCAUACUCUGGAUAUUCUGGCUAUCCCACUACCGGACUCGGCUUCAAUAGCGGGCAGUACAGCGCUGCGUUGUAUGGCGGCGGUCCAUAUGCAGCUGGAUCGUAUGGAACUGGAGGAUAUGGAGCUGGAGCGUAUGGAGCAGGAGCAUACGGAGCUGGAUCUUACGGUGCCGGAGUGUAUGGCGGUGGAUUGUACGGAGCUGGAGGCUAUGGCGGUGGUCUGUAUGGAGGCAGUGGACUGGGAUACAACGGUUAUGGAGGUUAUAGCCAGUUCGCUAACGAUCCAUACAGCGCAAUCGGCUCGAGAGGAUUCGUUCCAUCGAAUUUGUACAGACGAGCAUUCUGAAGAGGAUUUAACAUGGGCACCAGUGUUUAACAGUGAGUGUAACCUACGAGAAAUGAAAAAUGGCUGAAUGAAAUAAAGGUUCGAUAAGUGCAAUUGAAAA